AUGUUUCAGGAAAUGAUGUCCGCUCGAACUAGGACAGAUCGCGCCGGAUUAAGCGUUAAUCCGAGUCCACGGCGCAUGCGCAGAGGCGUCGCGCUGGACAAGGUGCGCGUUCGGAGGAGAAGCCAGCGGCUGCGGACCGCGAGGAAACGUCCGGGAAAGCGCGUGAGCGAUCGUUUCGACCCGGGUUGCGAGGAUGUUCGCUCGCGCGCUCCGCUCUCAAGCACGCGUCGCGCGCGCAGGUUACUCUUAAUUCGAGACGCAAGGAGCGGAUUUGAGAAAAACGGCGCGUUUGCUGUCAGUCCGACGAUUAAAAGUGACUUUCUUUGGUUUGAGACUGAGCCAGAUGCUGUUGAAAACUGAGGACAUCUUUCUGAAACGCCGUCAAAAAGCCACUUAUAUAAAGACUGAAGUGAAGUGAUCCACGUUUGUUUCCGAGCCCGGAUAUGCGAACCCAUCAGAACCAGAGCCGAAGUCUGUUGGCCCGGUUCGGCGUGGACGGGAUCGCUCCGACGCGGUCUGAAGUGAUAAACCAUCUCCCAUGACCUACCGAGCCAUGCUUUUCGGCCUCCCUCGUUCCCAGCAUGGCAAAAUGUGAGCUUAUUGAACUGCAGGACUUGACUCCGGAUGACCGCAUCGAGCUGGCGCCCCCCAGCGGCCCCCCGCCCCGCACCGGUCCCACGCUGGAAAGGUGGAGCAAAGAGAAGGUGGUGCGGAUGGUGGGGGAGCGCGUGCGUCUGGAGGACCCCGACUGGCCGACGUGUAAACCGGGACGGGGCCACGACUUCCAGCCCUGCAGCCAGACGCAGCUGAGCUGGUGCGACCUCUGCGGGGAGUUCAUCUGGGGCCUGUACCGCCAGAGCCUCCGCUGCACGCACUGUAAUUACACCUGUCACUACCGCUGUCAACCCUUCAUUGAACUGGACUGCAGCUUGAACCGCGACGGCGUCGGCGAGCAGAUAAACUACUGCGAGGACACCAUCGAGACAGACACGAAUGUGGACGAGCCGGUGGACUGCAGGAAACAGGAGCUGUCCCUCAGUGAAGUACAACAGAAAGUGAAAGAAUACAACGCUCAGGUCAACAGUAACCUCUUCAUGGUCCUGAACCGUGAUGGAUCCUACACUGGCUUCAUAAAGGUCCAGUUCAAGCUGGCCCGACCCGUGUCUCUCCCUCCUCCCCGGAGCGCUUCCUCCUCGUCCUCCUCGUCUUCCUCAGGACUGGACGGCGGCUGCCGCGAGGACAAAGCACUGAAGCACCGCACCUCGUUCUACCUGCCCAGAGACACGGUCAAACACCUGCACAUCAGCUCCGGCACUCGGGCCCGGGAGGUCAUCGAAGCCCUGCUGAGGAAGUUCACCGUGGUGGACAACCCUGCCAAGUUCUCGCUGUUCGAACGCAGCGAGCGACAGAAUCAAGUGUACUUACGCAAGUUAGCCGACGACGAGCGUCCGCUCUUCCUGCGCCUGUGCGCUGGACCCAACGAGAAAGUCCUCAGCUUGGUCCUUAAAGAGAACGAGACGGGGGAAGUUAAUUGGGACGCGUUCAGUUUUCCCGAGCUCCAGAACUUCCUGCGCAUCCUCCAGCGCGAGGAGGAGGACCACGUGCGGCAGAUCGUGCGGCGCUACGCUCUGGCCCGAGACAAGAUGAAAGAGGCCCUGAAGAGCCUGAGCACGCCGGGCUGAGGCCAGCGGGCUUCUCGCACCUCGCAAACGAAAGGAACCGCGACGGAAAGGACGCUCGUGCACAGCUUGUUACCGUUUGAAUCCAAAGAGUGCGUGUGGAGGGACCCUUUGUCCCGCGGCGGACGUGAGACGGGUCGGGAGCGAAAGGGAAACGCAGCGAGAGAGGAGUGGCGUGUGUUUUAGCGUGACUGGUGAGCGUGGAAGAAAUGCUGCGCUCGUACCUCUAGAUCUAUGCAGAUGUGGAGUCGCAGAUUAUUGGUCUGCGGUGAAUGAAUAUCAGUGCAGACUAUAGAGCAUUUUAGUGUAAUUUAUACAUGUAAUAGAGAGAGAGGAAACGAUUAUUUUUAUGUCUGCAUUAAAAUAACACCAUUUAGUGAUAUAGUGUUUGUCAGAUAUUGAAGCACCCACCCGUGUAUAUAUUGGAUGCUCACUGUAAACCGAAUGAAAUAAAAUAUUUUUCCCCCUUUAAAA
Molecule: messenger RNA, 2153 nt
Organism: Puntigrus tetrazona (Sumatra barb)
Lineage: Eukaryota; Metazoa; Chordata; Actinopteri; Cypriniformes; Cyprinidae
Gene: rassf1
Product: Ras association domain family member 1
Exons: 7
Coding region: 582-1682 (366 amino acids)
Biological process (GO): Ras protein signal transduction
Cellular component (GO): nucleus; microtubule cytoskeleton
Source: RefSeq, a predicted model, not a curated record